Messenger RNA from Vombatus ursinus (common wombat), 3753 nucleotides. It is a transcript of the gene DIAPH2, whose product is annotated as diaphanous related formin 2. The transcript is spliced from 28 exons. The record is from RefSeq and is a predicted model, not a curated record. Gene Ontology annotation, biological process: actin filament polymerization; actin cytoskeleton organization. Gene Ontology annotation, cellular component: cytoplasm; actin filament. Lineage: Eukaryota; Metazoa; Chordata; Mammalia; Diprotodontia; Vombatidae. Gene Ontology annotation, molecular function: small GTPase binding; actin binding; microtubule binding. Bases 1 to 3276 code for a protein of 1091 amino acids.
AUGUGGCAGAAACUAUUGAAAUUUGGCAUUUCCUCAGUGCCCAACACGCAGGCGCUUAAUCACUGUUCAUUCAGUGCUUUUACUCUGUGCCAGAACAUUCAAAUAAAAACUUUGGCCGAUGAUGUGCGAGACCGAAUUACAAGUUUUAGAAAAUCUGCCGUCAAGAAAGAGAAACCUCUCAUUCAGCACCCCAUUGACUCUCAAGUUGCCCUGACUGAGUUUCCAGCGUCACAACUAUUAUAUGAAGAGCGAUCCCAGAAUUUGUCCGAAAAGGAAGUGCAGGAUAUUUUUGAAAAAAUGAUGGAAGACAUGAAUCUAAAUGAAGAACGAAAAGCUCCCCUCCGAGAUAAAGAUUUUGGCACCAAGCAUGAGAUGGUUGUCCAGUACAUCUCCGCCACUUCCAAGUCGAUAGUUGGAAGUAAAGUUAUGGGAGGUCUGAAAAAUAGCAAGCAUGAAUGUACCUUAUCUUCCCAAGAAUAUAUCCAUGAAUUACGGUCUGGCAUCUCAGAAGAGAAACUUCUUAACUGCCUCGAGUCUUUGAGGGUGUCCUUAACCAGCAAUCCUGUCAGUUGGGUUAACAACUUUGGCCAUGAAGGUCUUGGAGUCUUGUUGGAUCUAUUAGAGAAACUUCUGGAUAAAAAACAGCAAGAAAGUAUUGACAAGAAGAAUCAGCAUAAACUUAUUCAAUGCCUGAGAGCAUUUAUGAAUAACAAGUUUGGGUUGCAAAGAAUCCUAGGUGAUGAAAGAAGCCUUUUGUUGCUAGCAAGGGCAAUUGACCCCAGACAGCCCAACAUGAUGACGGAAAUAGUAAAAAUACUUUCUGCUAUUUGCAUUGUUGGAGAAGAUAACAUUCUGGACAAACUUUUAGGCGCUAUCACUACAGCAGCUGAAAGAAACAAUAAAGAACGAUUUUCACCGAUUGUAGAAGGACUGGAAAACCAUGAAGCCUUGCAGUUACAGGUUGCCUGCAUGCAAUUUAUAAAUGCCCUUGUUACCUCUCCUUAUGAACUUGAUUUUCGGAUACAUUUAAGAAAUGAGUUUCUCCGUUCUGGACUUAAGAAACUGUUACCAGGUCUGAAAGAAAAAGACAAUGAUGAACUUGAUAUCCAGUUGAGAGUAUUUGAUGAGAACAAAGAUGAUGACCUAAAUGAAUUAUCACAUCGUCUCAAUGACAUUCGAGCGGAAAUGGAUGAUAUGAAUGAAGUUUAUCAUCUUCUGUAUAACAUGCUAAAGGACACUUCUUCUGAAAAUUACUUGCUCUCCAUUCUACAACAUUUCUUGCUCAUCAGAAAUGAUUAUUAUGUCAGGCCUCAGUAUUAUAAGAUCAUUGAAGAGUGUGUUUCACAGAUAGUGCUCCAUGGCAGUGGCAUGGACCCAGACUUCAAAUAUCGACAGAGAUUAGAUGUUGACUUUACUCACCUAAUAGAUGCAUGUGUAGACAAAGCUAAAGUAGAAGAAAGUGAACAAAAGGCAGCGGAAUUUUCCAAAAAGUUUGAUGAGGAAUUCACAGCACGACAGGAGGCCCAGGCUGAACUUCAACGACGAGAGGAGAAAAUACAAGAACUCGAGACGGAACUUCAGCAGCUCCGAACUCAGGGACAUGGACUUUCCGGGUCAUCAGGAGGUCUACUACCUCCAUCGCCGCUCCCAGUACCAGGUGGUGUUGUUCCUCCUCCUCCGCCUCCUCCUCCUCCACCACCGCUGCCCGGUAGAAUUCCUUCUCCUCCUCCUCCUCCUUUGCUUGGAGGAGCUGUACCACCAGCACCUCCUUUAUUUGGGGGAUCGCCUCCUCCACCACCUCUGGGUGGUAUUCCUCCUCCUCCUGGAGCACCUCCUUCCCUACCUUUUGGAAUGAAGGAAAAAAAAUUAUACAAACCAGAAGUGACCAUGAAAAGAAUCAAUUGGUCCAAGAUUGAACCACAGGAAAUAUCAGAAAACUGUUUCUGGUUAAAAGUUAAGGAAAAUAAGUUUGAAAAUCCAGAUCUCUUUGCAAAACUGGCACUCACUUUUGCCACACAGAUGAAAGUUAAAAAGAACAUUGAUGUCCCAGAAGAAAAGAAAGUUGCUCCCAAGAAGAAAGUUAAAGAAUUGAGAAUUUUGGAUGGAAAAACGGCUCAGAAUCUGUCCAUCUUCCUUGGUUCUUAUCGCAUGUCUUACGAAGACAUAAAAAACAUCAUUCUGGAGGUGAAUGAAGACAUGUUGAGUGAGUCCUUGAUUCAUAACCUGGUAAAGAAUCUUCCUGAGCAGAAGGAACUUAGUGCCUUAGCCCAACUGAAGGAUGAAUAUGCCGACCUCUGUGAGCCUGAACAGUUUGGAGUUGUGAUGAGCUCAGUGAAAAUGUUAAGACCUCGUCUCCAUAGCAUCCUUUUCAAGCUCACGUUUGAAGAACAUGUAAACAACAUCAAACCCAGCAUCAUGGCAGUAACUCUAGCCUGUGAAGAAAUGAAAAAGAGUGAAAGCUUUAAUCGACUCUUAGAGCUGGUUCUCCUGGUUGGCAACUACAUGAACUCAGGCUCCCGAAAUGCCCAAUCGCUGGGUUUCAACAUCAACUUUCUUUGUAAGAUCAGAGAUACUAAAUCAUCAGAUCAAAAGACCACGCUGUUACAUUUUCUUGCUGAAAUUUGUGAGGAAAAAUACCGGGACAUCCUUAAAUUCCCAGAUGAAUUGGAGCAUGUUGAAAGUGCAAGCAAGGUUUCAGCUCAGACUCUCAAGAGCAACCUUGAGACCAUGGAACAACAGAUUGCUCGCCUGGAAAGUGACAUUACCAAAUUUACUAAGACAGAAGACAAACACGACAAGUUUGUGGAAAAGAUGACCAGCUUUGCGAAGAGUGCCAGAGACCAGUAUGAAAAGUUGUUCACCAUGCACAACAACAUGAUAAAACUCUACGACAAUCUUGGCGAGUACUUCAUUUUUGACACCAAAACGGUGGCAAUCGACGAGUUCUUCGGUGACCUCAGCAGCUUCCGCACCUUGUUUCUGGAAGCAGUGAAGGAAAACAACAAGAGAAGAGAAAUAGAGGAGAAGAGCAAGAGAGCCAAGCUUGCCAAAGAGAAAGCUGAGCAAGAAAAGAUGGAACGACAGAAGAAGAAGAAACAGCUGAUGGAGACGAACAAAGAGGGUGAGACAGGUGUGAUGGAUAAUCUGCUGGAGGCCCUGCAAUCAGGUGCAGCCUUCCGAGAUCGAAGGAAGCGGAUACAGAGAAAUCCAGAUAACAGACGAGCACCUUUAGAAAGGUCACGUUCCCGCCACAAUGGAGCCGUCGCAUCCGCAUGAGUCCCGUGGGCCAAAGACCUCGGAGAGUGGCGGUGGAAGCCAAGCGGCAUUUUGAGCAGAGUUCAGCAUGGGCUUGCGUUGACAAAGAAGAAAGUGAAUAAAAUACAAGUUCUGUGUCUCUGUAAAUCUACUGCUAAAUCCCAAAGCCCCGUGAUUGUACUAAUAGAAACACAAUUACCAGAGUCAGCAGUGAGGGUGUUCAGUGUAAGGACUUGCAUUGGGUGUGUAUUCUCAGGUGGGCUGCUGAGGAGGGACAGGUGAGGAAAGGAAGACACCUGCCACUGGCUCGAGGAGGAGAGAAGAGAAAGCUCUUCAAAGGGAAGAAGCCCAUUUCUGGGCCUCUCAAUGAAGACCAAGAACACCGCUUUGGAGAAACCACCUUCGCACUUGCAGAACUCCAUUUCUAUGGCUUCUGGUCCCCAGGGAAAUCAAAUGAAUUCAGGUGCUUUCGCUGAAAUUAAACUUUUCAUCAAGCUA